AGCAGGGUGUCAAGAACAUGAGGACCAGGCUCUGUCCUGAGUCCAGGAAGAGCGCCCGGAAGCUGUAUGAGCGUGCUCUUAAACUGAGAAAGAGCAACCAUCACCUCUUCACCACCACCAUCAACUUGAACAACAUGAACGAUGGGUGGUACGGAGCUUUGAAAGAGACCAUCCAGCAGCAGCAGAACCAGUUGGUCUGGGUCUCAGAGGGCAAGGCAGAUGGCGCUCCUGACGAUGACCUUGACAUCCACGACGACCGCCUCUCCUACCUCUCAGCACCGGGCAGUGAGUACAGCAU
Molecule: messenger RNA, 298 nt
Organism: Sinocyclocheilus rhinocerous
Lineage: Eukaryota; Metazoa; Chordata; Actinopteri; Cypriniformes; Cyprinidae
Product: tight junction protein ZO-1-like
Exons: 3
Biological process (GO): cell-cell junction organization; protein localization to cell-cell junction; positive regulation of blood-brain barrier permeability
Cellular component (GO): plasma membrane; bicellular tight junction
Molecular function (GO): cell adhesion molecule binding
Source: RefSeq, a predicted model, not a curated record